AUGAGCUAUAUUGCACCAAAUCUUUCAACAAUUAUUGGAAGUGCAGUUGCAGCUAAACUUAUGGGCAUUGCUGGUUGUUUGUCUUCAUUAGGAAAAAUGCCUGCUUGUAAUGUUCAGCUUCUUGGGGCAAAGAAAAAGGCACUUGCUGGAUUUUCCACUGCAACCUCUCAAUUCCGUGUAGGUUAUCUUGAGCAAGCUGAGAUUUUCCAAAGCACCCCUCCUCUUAGAACUCAUGCUUGCCGGCUAUUGGCAUCAAAAUCAACUCUAGCUGCAAGGGUAGAUUCUACUAGAGGGGAUCCAACAGGAAAGGCUGGAAGAAACUUGCAAGAUGAAAUCCUUAAAAAGAUUGAAAAAUGGAAAGAACCACCCCCCGCUAAGCAACCAAAACCUCUUCCAGUUCCAGAUUCUGAGCCCAAAAAGAAGAGAGGUGGCCGUCGGUUGAGAAAAAUGAAAGAAAGAUAUGCAAUGACAGAUAUGAUGAAGCUGGCAAAUAGGAUGCAAUUUGGAGUGCCAGAAGAGAGCUCUUUAGGUGACAGGUUCUUCGUAACAUUGCUCUUGCAGAAUACUUUCACUGGAAUAUGCUACAUGAUUCAAUAA
Messenger RNA from Zingiber officinale, 597 nucleotides. Its product is annotated as U4/U6 small nuclear ribonucleoprotein Prp31 homolog. The transcript has 4 exons. The record is from RefSeq and is a predicted model, not a curated record. Lineage: Eukaryota; Viridiplantae; Streptophyta; Magnoliopsida; Zingiberales; Zingiberaceae. The coding region runs from base 1 to 597 and encodes 198 amino acids. Gene Ontology annotation, biological process: mRNA splicing, via spliceosome; spliceosomal tri-snRNP complex assembly. Gene Ontology annotation, cellular component: precatalytic spliceosome; U4/U6 x U5 tri-snRNP complex; U4 snRNP.